Anguilla rostrata (American eel) is the source of this 5375-nucleotide messenger RNA. RefSeq names its product IgGFc-binding protein-like. NCBI's taxonomy places the organism in Eukaryota, Metazoa, Chordata, Actinopteri, Anguilliformes, Anguillidae. Gene Ontology annotation, molecular function: protein binding. The coding region runs from base 797 to 4993 and encodes 1398 amino acids. The transcript is spliced from 15 exons. The record is from RefSeq and is a predicted model, not a curated record.
GACAUGUACCCACAAGGGAAAGACCCAUCCUCUAGGGAAACCCUUCUGGGCUGAUUCUGCCUGCACAGAACUCUGUGAGUGCAACCCAUCCACUGGUGAUGUCAGCUGCCAGAAAUCUCAAUGCAAACCUAAAGAAGAAUGUAAAGUUGUAAAGGGUGUGAGUGAAUGUGUGGCAAAAACCAUUCCUGCACCUGUGAAUCCAACGAAAGUACUGCCCUGCACACACAAGGGUCAGUCCCAUCCUCCAGGGAAACCCUUCUGGGCUGAUUCUGCCUGCACAGAGCUUUGCGAGUGCAACCCUUCGACAGGUUUAGUCACCUGCCAGAAAUCUCAAUGCAAACCUGAAGAAGAAUGUAAAGUUGUAAAGGGUGUGAGUGAAUGUGUGGCAAAAACCAUUCCAAAACCAGUGAUUCCACAAAAAGUACUGACAUGUACCCACAAGGGAAAGACCCAUCCUCCAGGGAAACCCUUCUGGGCUGAUUCUGCCUGCACAGAACUCUGUGAGUGCAACCCUUCCACUGGUGAUGUCAGCUGCCAGAAAUCUCAAUGCAAACCUGAAGAAGAAUGUAAAGUUGUAAAGGGUGUGAGUGAAUGUGUGGCAAAAACCAUUCCAAAACCAGUGAUUCCACAAAAAGUACUGACAUGUACCCACAAGGGAAAGACCCAUCCUCUAGGGAAACCCUUCUGGGCUGAUUCUGCCUGCACAGAACUCUGUGAGUGCAACCCUUCCACUGGUGAUGUCAGCUGCCAGAAAUCUCAAUGCAAACCUGGAGAGGAGUGCAAACUAGUCGGCACCAUGAGCACAUGCAUUGCACUGUCUAAACAAAAAUAUCACUACACAUACAUUACAGUCUUCAUGUUCAAUUCGAAUGAAAAGGAGAAAGGCAAAAACCAGCUUUACAUCACCUCCUAUCUAUCAGACACGAAUGUGCUUGUCACUGUCAACAAGUCUCCAUUCAAACAUAAACUGACCAUACAGGAUGGAAAGUCUGUAACAGUGGAGGUACCUUCUGACACGGAAUUGAGAGGCACCGGCAAAUAUUCCAAAACGGUCAUGAUACGUUCCAGCAAGUUCAUCACCAUUGUGUCCUCCAAUCAGAAGACGAAUUCAGUUGAAACCUCACUGGUGUACCCAGUCACUAAAUUGGGCCAAGAAUACUAUGUCUUCACUCCAUCAGCCUCAGGGUACCCAAAAGAGUUGGCUGUUUUUGGCUUGUACCGGUCUACAUCGGUGACUGUGGAGUUGAAGUGCACUGUCACCUUUGAAGGUAAAACGUAUAAGCCAAAUGAAAAGCUUACUGCUCGUAUUUGUGCAUCUGUGGUCCUUUAUCUGGAGUCCAAUGAAGACUGCACCGGGUCAAGAGUGGUGUCAGACAAGCCUGUAGGUGUCAUCUCAGGACAUGCUUGUGCUUCAAAGAACUCUAAAUGCCAGCACACCUUUGAACAGCUGUUACCUGUAGAGCAUUGGGGUACAUCCUACAUUGUCCCACCUUUGGAGUAUCAGAACUUGCAAGACUCUGUCUUUGUGUUUGCCUCUCAGCUCACCCGAUUCACCUACACGUUUGGUCCCAAAUCUCAGAUUGCUGUCAUCAAGGCCGGUCAGUGGAAAGAGAUUCCAAUGGGUAGGAAUCCACCAUUAGUCAUCUCUUCCGACCAGCCCAUUCAAGUCCUCUACUACUGCAAUGGUGGAAAAUUUAGUGAUGGCUCUGAAUUUGACCCUUUUAUCAUGAAUAUUGUACCCAAUCAGCAGUUCUGUGAAUACCACACCUUAGAGGGUAUGGAGGACUUCUGGAACUAUGCCCUUAUCAUUGCCAUGACCAAGGACAUUAACAAAGUGCAAUUUGAUGACACGCAUCCAUCCUUCAAUUGGCAGCAAGUUCAUGACACAGAAUACUCUUGGGCUCAUUACACCUAUAAGAAAGGGAGAGGUCACCACACAAUGAAGAGCCCUUGUGCCCCCAUUGGGGUUUAUAGUGUUGGGACAAAGGAUCAAAACAGCUAUGGAGCUCCUGCAGCCUGUGGACUCCUUACCUGCCACCACAAUGGUCAGUACUAUUCUCCUGGAAAGCCAUUCUGGGAAGAAUCUGGCUGUACAGAGCUUUGCGAGUGCAACCCUUCCACAGGUUUAGUCACCUGCCAGAAAUCUCAGUGCAAACCUGAAGAAGAAUGUAAAGUUGUAAAGGGCGUGAGUGAAUGUGUGGCAAAAACCAUUACUGCUCCUGUCAAGCCACUAAAAGUACUGCCCUGCACCCACAAGGGUCAGUCCCAUCCUCCAGGGAAACCCUUCUGGGAUGGUUCUGGUUGUACAGAGCUUUGCGAGUGCAACCCUUCCACAGGUUUAGUCACCUGCCAGAAAUCUCAAUGCAAACCUGAAGAAGAAUGCAAAGUUGUAAAGGGUGUGACUGAAUGUGUGGCAAAAACCAUUCCUCCUCCUGUCAAGCCACUGAAAGUACUGCCCUGCACACACAAGGGUCAGUCCCAUCCUCCAGGGAAACCCUUCUGGGAUGGUUCUGGUUGUACAGAGCUUUGCGUGUGCAACCCUUCGACAGGUUUAGUCACCUGCCAGAAAUCUCAAUGCAAACCUGAAGAAGAAUGUAAAGUUGUAAAGGGUGUGAGUGAAUGUGUAGCAAAAACCAUUCCUGCUCCUGUCAAGCCACUAAAAGUACUGCCUUGUACACACAAGGGUCAAUCCCAUCCUCCAGGGAAACCCUUCUGGGAUGGUUCUGACUGCACAGAGCUUUGCGAGUGCAACCCUUCCACAGGUUUAGUCACCUGCCAGAAAUCUCAAUGCAAACCUGAAGAAGAAUGUAAAGUCAUGGAGGGCAUUGGUGAAUGUGUGGCAAAAACCAUUCCUGCAUCUGUGCAUCAAUCAGAAGAAAAAUAUCCCUUCGUGUACAUCACGGUUUACAUGUUCAAUUCAAAAAGAGAGGAGAAGAGCAAAAAUGCCCUCAACAUCAUCUCCUAUAAACCGCAUACAAAUGUGGUUGUCACCGUCAAUAAAUCUUCAUUCAGGAAAGAGCUGGAUUUGCAGGGCCCAAAAUCUGUGACAUUGCAAGUGCCUCCUGAAACUGAAAUGCAAGGUACUGGUAAAUAUACCAAAAUGACAAUUGUUCGUUCCACCAAACUCAUCACGAUUGUGUCCUCCAAUCAGAAGAAGAAUUCAGUUGACACCUCACUGGUGUACCCAGUGACUGAAUGGGGCAAGGAGUAUUAUGUCUUUACUCCAUCAGCAAGAGGAUACCCGAAAGAGUUUGCUGUCUUCAGUGGACAAGAUGCCACCUCUGUGACUGUACAGUUGAAGUGCGCUGUGAAAUUCCAGGGUAAAGCUUAUAAACCACGUGAUAAACUAACUGUAAAUCUUGGUGCAUCUGAAAUUCUCUACCUGGAGUCCAAUGAAGACUGCACCGGGUCAAGAGUGGUGUCAGAAAAGCCUGUAGGUGUCAUCUCAGGACAUGCUUGUGCUUGGAAGAACUCUAAAUGUCAGCACACCUUUGAACAGCUGUUACCUGUAGAGCGGUGGGGUACAUCUUUUAUUGUUCCACCUUUGGAGUAUCAGGUCCUGAAGGACUCUGUGUAUAUCUUUGCUUCAAAGCCCACUCAUGUCACUUACCAGUUUGGUGCCAAAUCUGAAGUCAUUGAUCUCAGCGCUGGUCAGUGGAAAGAGCUUCCAAUGGGUAAGAGUACACCAUUAGCCAUCUCUUCCACACAGCCCAUUCAAGUCCUCUACUACUGCAAUGGUGGCAAAUUUAGUGAUGGAUCUGUAUUUGACCCUUUUAUCAUGAAUAUUGUACCUACUGACAAGUUCUGCCAGGCCCACUCCCUAGAAGGUAUGGAGAGCUUCAGUAACUAUGCCCUUAUCAUUGCCAAGACCAAGGACAUUAAAGAAGUCCAAUUUGAUGACAAGCAUCCAUCCUUCAAGUGGGAGCAAGUUCAUGGGACAGAAUACUCUUGGGCUCCUUACACCUAUGAGAAAGGAAGAGGUCACCACAUUCUGAUGCAUCCUACUGCUCCUAUUGGAGUCUACAGUGUGGGCACAGCAAAUGAAAAUGGUUAUGGAGCUCCUGCUGCUUGUGCUCUCUUGACCUGCACCCACAAUGGUCAAUACCAUCCUCCUGGAAAGCCAUUCUGGGAGGACUCUGCCUGCACAGAGCUUUGCGAGUGCAACCCUUCCACAGGUUUGGUCAGCUGUAAGGAGUCCAAAUGCAAAGCUGGAGAGGAGUGUACAGUUGUAGAGGGCGUGAGCGAAUGUGUGGCAAAAACCAUUCCUGCAUCUGUGAAUCUGCCGAAAGUCGAUGAGUGUCCAGUCAAGAACUGCUACUGUGAUCAUCAGGGGAAACAAAUGAAGUUUGGCGAGGCCUGGCUGAUGGGUAACUGCUCCGAGCAGUGCGUCUGUCUCGCUGGGGGGGCGGUGCAGUGCGAGAAGGUUGGGGGGUGCGCCCCAGGAGAAAGCUGCGUGGAGCUGGAUGGGGCGCAGGAGUGCUCCACGCCUGAGGCCACCUGCCACCUGCUCCCGUCCGGCGGGUUCCACAGCUUUGACGGGCUGGAGGACCGGCUGUGGAUGGAGGGGACCUAUUCUCUGGCAGUGCCUGGCCCCGAUGCCCAGUUUGCAUUCAGGAUCACUGCCCACCUGAACCUCUUCGCCUGUGAGCCCGCGGUGACCUUCACCACCCUCUUCUACAAAGACCUGAAGGUUGAGGUGAAGAGAGACUUGACGACAGAGGUGGAUGGAAAAGCGGUGUCCCUUCCUUUCCGCACAAACAACGGCCUCAAAAUUGAGGAGUCCCAGGACACCGUGGUGGUUCGGCACACCUCCGGGCUGACCUUACUCUACUGCGGCAGCGGGAGGGUCAGCGUGACCCUCACCGCAGCCUUCAGGGGCAAGAUGGCGGGUCUGUGCGGCAACUUCAACGGCCAAGCCAAAGAUGACCUGAGGCUCCGCGAUGGCUCCGUUACCGAAGAUUUUGAUGAAUUCUACAAGGAUUUGAGGGUUUGACCAGGAUUUUAAUCAUGUGCCAGAUUGAGGAGAUACUCAUCUUAAUUUGAGAUGGAGACCUAAAGCAUUCCAGGACUCAAGAGAUUUGCUGGAAUGGAAACCAUAUCUCUGCUUUACCCUUGGUGGCUAUGGAAUCAAAGCAACAUGAGAAUUUGUAUUAUUUUCUAUUGUGUUCUGUUCUUAUUUUUACAUUUAAACUUCAUUCAUUUAUGAGGCUUUUUGCAUUCAGAGCAUACACAUGUAUCAGUUUAAGCCUGCAUCAGUGCAGGGCAUGAUAUAGAUCUAGUCUCUGCAAUCAGAUUUAAGUUAAGUUUUUAUGGAUUUUUUUUCCAUUUAUGAAAAAGUGUUUUAGGGAUUUAAUUAAAACAACUUCAUUUAAAAA